Messenger RNA from Penicillium antarcticum, 993 nucleotides. Its product is annotated as SMP-30/gluconolactonase/LRE family protein. NCBI's taxonomy places the organism in Eukaryota, Fungi, Ascomycota, Eurotiomycetes, Eurotiales, Aspergillaceae. The transcript has 2 exons. The record is from RefSeq and is a predicted model, not a curated record. Bases 1 to 993 code for a protein of 330 amino acids.
AUGUCUGAAAACACUGCCUUCCAAGCUCACAACGACAAAUUCCACUGCAUCCUAGGUCCAUCCCCAACCAUCAACCUCCUCCACCAAAAUGACGCAUACCCCUUCGCCCACGAAGCAGGCAUCUACAUACAAUCCGCAAAGAGCCUCUUCAUAACCAGCAACCGAUGCAUAGAUGCCAACACCAAAGCCCAGAAGAUCCAAAUCACCCGCAUCGACUUAUCCACCAACCCAGUAACCGUCGAAGAACUCGACCCCCAAAUCCCAAUGGGAAACGGCGGCGUCAACUACUCCGACGCCGAAAUCCUAAUAUGCGGCCAGGGAAACCUAAAUGAGCCAAGCGGACUGUACACAAUGUCAACAAGAGCACCGUACACGUCGAAGCUGCUCGUAGGCGAUUUCCUAGGUCGACCGUUCAACUCGGUCAAUGAUGUCGUUGUACAUUCGGACGGAUCGAUCUGGUUCACGGAUCCUAUUUAUGGAUUCGAGCAGGGGUAUAGACCUAAGCCUCAGCUGCCAUGUCAAGUUUAUCGCUAUAGCACUGCUGAUGGCAGUAUUCGUGCUGUUGCUGAUGGGUUUGGGAGGCCGAAUGGGAUUUGUUUUUCGCCUGAUGAGGGGACUGUUUAUGUUACUGAUACUGAUCGGCAUCAUGGGGAUGGGACGGAUGAUCCCCAUCGGGUUUCUUCUAUUUAUGCUUUCGACAUGUCGGUUUAUAGUGGGCAGCCGUUCCUUACUAAUCGGCGGUUAUUUGCUAUGACCAAUAAUGGGAUUCCUGAUGGCAUUAAGUGUGAUAUGGAAGGGAAUGUUUAUAGUGGUUGUGGAGAUGGGAUUCAUAUUUGGUCGCCUGGUGGUGUUCUCCUUGGGCGGAUUCGGAUUGAAGGAGGGUGUGCCAACUUUUGUUUUGGAAAGAAAGGUGAGAUCUUCGCACUGAAUGAGCAUCGGCUGUGGAGGGUUCAGUUGGGCAGUCAUGUCAAAGGGGCUUUGCUUGGGAUUUAG